UGACGAGGCAUAUUCUUCCGGGUUAUUUUGUCAUGCCAUGUGUUGUGGGAUCUGAAUUCUGAUUUUAGCAAAAUGAGUUCUCAAAAAGGCAACGCAUCUCGCUCGCGAGGACAGAAGCACCAAAACACGACUGCUUACAAGAACGACAAAUAUGGAGCAAGUGUUCAAGUAAAGAUAGCAAACUCAAAGGUCCACGACGGGUUGUGCCAACGCUGCAAGGAAGUUAUUGAGUGGAAAGUCAAGUACAACAAAUACAAAUCCCUCACCCAACCCCGAACAUGUGUGAAAUGUUCUCAGAAGACCGUGAAGGAUGCGUAUCACGUCAUUUGUAAACCCUGUGCCCUGAAGCUGGAGCUUUGUGCCAAGUGUGGGAAGAAAGAGGACAUCGUAAUUCCGGUUGACACAAAGAAGCAGGAAGAGGAGGAAGACACCAACCAAAAGAAGACAGGAUGCACUCUGAGGAAGAAAGACUUAGAUGAGUUUGACAAUGAGGAUUUUGGCAACUUGAGCAGUGACUAUGAGGACUUUGCCAGUGACUCAGGUCUUGAGAAUGGAGGAGGCAAGGCCCCUAUCGCUGAUAUGGCACAUGUUAGUUUCAAAGACUGAAGACAGCCAAACCAAGACCACCAUAACUGUACCUCUACUCUAUUCAUUUAAAUGUAUUAUUAUACAUAUCCUCUGAUUUAUACAUACUUUUGCAUAGAAGCCUCUUCACUGUAGAGUUCACCACUCUCAUACAGUAGCCUACUUGUAUUUGGGGUUGGAACAUUAAAUAAACAAAGCCCACUUUCAAUUAACUGUUUUGUAAUAAAUCCUAUGGGAUAUCAAUGGUCAUGUUUUGAUAGUUUUAAGGAAGCGUUAUCCUGUCGUGUUUUAAAGGGCAAUUGACAAGCAUUACUAGGAUAGUCAUUAUGGUGACCCCGCAGUAUUUCCCAUUGAAAAAAAGAUAACCCGUGCAUUCGGUAAGUAUUCAGACCUUGACUUUUUCCACUUGUUACAUUACGGCCUUAUUCUAAAAUGGAUUAAAUUGUUUUCUUCCCCCAAUCUACACACAAUACCCCAUAAUGACAAAGCUAAAACAGGUUUUUAGAAAUGUUAAGAAAAAUUUAUGUAAACUCGAAUGGAAAUUUCACAUUUUACAGAAGUAUUCAGACCCUUUACUCAAUACUUUGUCGAAGCACCUUUGGCAGUGAUUACAGCCUCGAGUCUUCUUGAGUAUGGUGUUACAAGCUUGGCAGACCUGUAUUUGGGAAGUUUCUCCCAUUCUUCUCUGUAGAUCCUCUCAAGCUCUGCCAAGUUGGAUGGAGAGCGUCGAUGCACAGCUAUUUUCAGGUCUCUUCAGAGAUGUUUGAUCGGGUUCAAGUCCGGGCUUUGGCAGGGCCACUCAAGGACAUUGAGACUUGUCCUGAAGCCAUUCCUACGUUGUCUUGGCUGUGUGCUUAGGGUUGAUGUCCUGUUGGAAGGUAAACCUUCGCCCCAGUCUGAGGUCCUGAGCGCUCUGGAGCAGGGUUUCAUCAAGGAUCUCUCUGUACAUUUCUCCGUUCAUCUUUCCCUCGAUCUGACUAGUCUCCCAGUCCCUGCUGCUGAUAAACAUCCCCACAGCAUGAUGCUGCCACCACCAAGCUUCACCAUAGGGAUGGUGCCAGGUUUCCUCCAGACGUGACGCUUGGCAUUCAGGCCAGAGUUCAAUCUUGGUUUCAUCAGACCAGAGAAUCUUGUUUCUCAUGGUCUGGGAGUCCUCUAGGUGCCUUUUGGCAAACUCCAAGCGGGCUGGCAUGUACCUUUUUACUGAGGAGUGGCUUUCGUCUGGCCACACUACCAUAAAGGCCUGAUUGGUGAAGCGCUGCAGAGAAGGUUCCCCCAUCUCCACAAAGGAACUCUGAAGCUCUGUCAGAGUAACCAUCGUGUUCUUGGUCACCUCCCUGACCAAGGCCUUUCUCCUCAGUUUGGCCAGGCGUCAAGUUCUAGGAAGAGUUUUGGUGGUUCCAAACUUCUUCCAUUUAAGAAUGAUGGAAGCCACUGUGUUCUUGGGGACCUUCAACGCUGUAGAUAUUUUUUGGUGCCCUUUUUAAGCCUUGAGACAACUGAGACAUGGAUUGUGUAAGUGUGCCGAUCAAGGGGUGAAUGAGGAAGACAAAUUUAAGUACUUUUGGACUGGGUAUGGUAGUAGGUUUGUGUUGAGCACUGCAAUGCUGCUGUGGUUUUCACGCUCAACAGUUUCCUGUGUGUAUCAAGAAUGAUCCAGCUAACUUUACACCACUUUGGAAAGCAUCGGAGUCAACAUGGGCCAGCAUCCCAAUGGAACGCUUUCAACACCAUGUCCUGACGAAUUGAGGCAGUUCUGAGGGUAAGGGAGGUUAUUAUAUAUUGUUAUUUAAGCUCUUUGCUUUCCUCUGUUGGCCAUGGUGGGACAUCGUCUCUCAGUUCUCUCACUUUCAGGAUAAGGCUAUGGGGACAUUGUGAGUCAUACUAACUUGUUAACGUGCUAUUACCAGAAUUCAUUGAUGAUCUCAGAGCGGGUUUUAUUUAGUGCCUUUAGUAAUGCUCACAUGGGUUUGUUCUGCUUUUUCAAACACACGUAAUCGAAAACGCAUGAUCAAAUGUCUUGUGACAUGCUCUUUCUAAAUUAAAAGGACAGACCCAAAUAACAAAACUUUCCUUACCUUGAAAGCAUAGUCAAAUCAAAUUUUAUUUGUCACAUACACAUGGUUAGCAGAUGUUAAUGCGAGUGUAGCGAAAUGCUUGUGCUUCUAGUUCCGACAAUGCAGUAAUAUGAAAAUGCAAUCCUUCCUUGAGCAGAGUCUGCUUUAAAACAUCACAGCAUCUGUUAAUGCUAGGAAAGGCUGUCUUGCUAUCAAUUGAGACCUUAGUGUGCAUGUGCUUUGAAAUAUGAAUAGUGUUUAAAUUAAGAACUAUUUUAUUUACAUUUUAUGAAUGAUAAAAAAUAUAACCAAUGUUUCUAAAAGGCACCGUUACAGGCUUUAGUUUGAGGUUGGUUGGCACAGGUGAUAUUUAAGAGCUGUACAGCCCAUGCUUCAGUUGGCAUGAGAGAUGUUUGAAGAGCUACAUGGCUAUUUAGCGCUUCCUCUUUAAGUUAAAGCCUUUGUUGUCUUAUUUACCCUGUUUGGCUUGCUCCACCUUUUUGUUUUUAUUCCCUAAAUGUUUUUAUUUUAUUUUUUGUUUAUCAUGCAGAUCUAGUGGGCAUCCAUGGUUUGUUAAGACCCUACUUGAGUUUGCUUGGCCAGCACCCAGUGAGUAAGGAAACCCCAUGGAUGCCUUUCACUACCCGUUUUAAAACCAUACCCGCUUUCUUUUGGUUGUCAGUGGCUCAUUUGUUAGAUCCCUUUUUCACUGGAGUAACCAUUUUUUGUUGUUAUUAUUGAACUUGACAGGAUCCUUUUUUGAUUUUGUUCAUUAGACAUUUUAAACUCCAAGCAUAGCCUCUGGAAGUAGUGCACUGAGCCUUUUAAUAGUCCCGUAUUAGUGGACCCAUAUAGUCAUUUGUAGGUUUGUGCAAAUUAAUUAUUUCAGCAGGCUGACUAAGCGUCUCAUUUGUUGAGUGCGCUCUGCUACUUUGAAUUGUUUUCUCAAUAAUUUUGGAUGCAGAUUUUAAAUGUAUGCUUAACACCCCUCCCCAAUGAACCUUUCUAUUCAUUUUUGGAAGAUCCAAAACAAACUUUGGGCCAAACUCUCACAUUGGAAUGCCCAGGGAGAUUCAGUGUUGAAGCAGUGAGCUUUAGUGCUGAACCAGCAACUGUUUGAAAUUGUCUGGAUUAUGACAUAAAUUGCUUAAUAUGA
Salvelinus fontinalis (brook trout) is the source of this 3798-nucleotide messenger RNA. RefSeq lists its product as uncharacterized. The record is from RefSeq and is a predicted model, not a curated record. NCBI's taxonomy places the organism in Eukaryota, Metazoa, Chordata, Actinopteri, Salmoniformes, Salmonidae. The coding region runs from base 73 to 606 and encodes 177 amino acids. The transcript is spliced from 4 exons.